UAGCACUUUCCUCAAAAUAACUUAGCCCUCGGGCAAGUGAAAAUGCCUCCGGAUUCGAAAGAUCUGUCCUCCUCAAAGGAAAAAUCUCCUUCGUUUCAUAGAUUGCAUACUACAGAUUUAGAUAGAAUGAAGGGUAUUUAUCUUGGAGAAGAAGAGCUGAGGGGCUUUGACAAAUAUAAGUACAAAUCAGAAGAUACUUCACCUCUUUCAAAUUACAUAACUCAUCCAUUUUGGAAUUUCGUCGUUGAGCUUUUUCCCAGGUGGCUAGCACCAAAUGUGCUCACAUUCAGUGGCUGGUCUUUCCUGUUUAUGAUCUAUGCUGUGACUUGUUAUUACGACCCCCACUUUACAGCAGCUGGUGAAAAGGACAGGAGUAAACAAAUCCCAUCAGUAUGGUGGCUUGUCUUUGCUGUGUUACACUUUGGAGCUCACACUCUAGAUGGUUGUGAUGGUAAACAGGCUCGGAGAACUAACAGCAGUUCUCCUCUGGGUGAAUUGUUUGACCAUGGUCUGGACAGUUCAGCAGCAUUUCUUAUUCCCAUAAGUUUGUUUUCACUCUUUGGUCAUGGCCCUCACAGUGUCACUCUGUGGGAACUCUAUCCACUGAUGUUGGCCUGUUUGCUUGGAUUUUAUGUGGCUCACUGGGAAAAGUACAAUACUGGGACAUUAUUCUUACCAUGGACUUACGAUGCCAGUCAAAUAGCUAUUUCAUUUGUGUAUCUCCUAACAUUUUAUUAUGGAGUAGACAUGUGGAAAUUUGAAAUAAUAGAAGGUUUCCCUUUAUGCUUUGUAUUCCGUUUCACAGUUUAUGGAUCAUCAAUUGUACUCACUGUGGCAAUGACAUUGUACAAUAUGUACCAGGCUCACGUUUCUAAGACAGACCGAGGUCUUUCAUUAUUUGAAGGACUCCUCCCUCUUUUGUCAUUCUCUCUGAUGAUUUUCCUCUUCUACGCAUGGGCCAUUUUUUCUCCUGCCAACAUCCUUGAAAUUCAACCACGCCUAUUUUUUACAGCUACUGGAAUUGUCUUCUCUAAUGUGACGUGCCGACUGAUUGUGAGUACAAUGACCAGUCAGAGAUGCCAAGCUAUCAAUGCCAUGUUAUUUCCUCUGUUUGCCUUGACACUCAUUGUACCAUUUACCAAAUCAGUUGACAUGGAGGUUGGAAUUCUGGUUGUCUACACUGCAGUUGUAGCUUUGUGUCACCUACAUUAUGGAAUUGUCUUGGUUCGUGAACUGUGCAAUCACCUCAACAUCAGCUGUUUCUCUCUCACAAAAUGAAUGAAACAAAUUGGAAUGAAGAACUACCACCUUAUUAUACUAAAAAAAUUAUCUGAUUGUGUCUUCUCUCAGAGUCUUGCAUUUUCCCUGCAACAACUUGGUAGAUUUUUAUUCUCAGCUUGAUUAAAGCUGAAUUAUACUACUUUGUUUAACUGUAAAAAAUCUUGUGACAACAUGUGAGGUAGUUCAAAAUAUUUAUAAUAUUCCUAAUGUAGGGAUCUUAACACAGACAAGUUAACAUUAGAAGCUACAAUCCCCAACAAAGUGAUUGACACAUAAUAUUCACACUGCCACUUUUAAGGAAAUAUUAGAAAUGUAAAAUGAACUGCAGUUUGCUACAAUACCUCACCUUCCCAAUUUGAUAUUAGGGGAGGGGGUGGGUGGGUAAGUAAGGCUAUUAGCCUGAAAUAUAGUUGGUAUGGUGUUCCAGGGUAUGGUGAUCUGGAUGGCAAUGUGUCAACUAUUUUGUCGCAGAUUGUACCUUGCAUGUCUUGACAAAUCCAGGUUAAAGAGCCACGUAGACAGAAGCAGUAGAAGUAGAUCAACAGAUUGUUCUGUUAAAUUUUUCCUAAGAACAAACUCAAGGUUCUUGUUUCAUGUUUCUUGCACUUUUUCUCAUUGCUUUCAUGUAAACCUGUAAAGGACAUUCCCUUCAAAUCCUGAUACAGGUAUUUGUUACCCAGUGGGAUUGUGACAUUUCAAAGGCAGCAAAAAGCUUUCAAUUAUUGAAUCAUUCAUUUGCUUACAAAAUGCUUGAACAGAACAGAACAGAACAGGGUGCUAAACAUCGAACUAUUUCUAGCAGGAAAUAUUCAAAUAGUUAUUUUAAGGGAAAAUUAUUUCCAAAGCAUGGUGAAAUUUUAGAGACCCAAGUAACAUAGGUCCCGUCUCCUGCAGGGUUGGGCCAGGAGACUUUAAUUUCCCACACACGAGAUUACUGUGUGAUGGAUGUC
Molecule: messenger RNA, 2231 nt
Organism: Stylophora pistillata
Lineage: Eukaryota; Metazoa; Cnidaria; Anthozoa; Scleractinia; Pocilloporidae
Product: ethanolaminephosphotransferase 1
Biological process (GO): phosphatidylethanolamine biosynthetic process
Cellular component (GO): Golgi apparatus; endoplasmic reticulum membrane
Molecular function (GO): ethanolaminephosphotransferase activity
Source: RefSeq, a predicted model, not a curated record